Messenger RNA from Periconia digitata, 627 nucleotides. NCBI's taxonomy places the organism in Eukaryota, Fungi, Ascomycota, Dothideomycetes, Pleosporales, Periconiaceae. The record is from the annotation of a GenBank genome assembly.
AUAUAUCAUAGAGCACUCAAUCAGAAGUCGGUCAAUCAUUUACACAUUUAUUGCACUUGUCAUGUUCGUUCCUUGACAGCGAUGGAAGGCGAAUACCUCCCUCCGCGCCUGUCUAUCUACCGAGAUGGACAGACAUGUAGCAGACUCAGAUGCACAUGCCUAUCUUUCUCCUUCCUUUCCUCGUCUCCUUACUCGGUAAGGAUCCUAGUAAGAAGAAGCCACAACGCAUGGAAAAACAGGUUAAUAGCGACCGUCAUUGGAUUCUCUACAUUGCAACGUCCUCUAGUUUCCAAUAUAUUCUACAUGACACAUCAGAAAUCAGGAAUGCUAAAGUACUCUGCCAACACACAGUCAAACACUGUAAACCAGAAAAAGAAAAGAAAAGAAGAAGAAAACACGACACAUCUCACCCGACGAAGGUACCAGCUAAUAACUAACUAUGUACCAUCCAAGUCUUCAUUCUACACAACAAGUGGCGGUUGCCGCAUGGGAAAAUGCAAUGGUUAUACAAUGGAAUCUAGUACAAUCUAUCUCUUCUACAGCUUCACAAAUAUUACUACUACUACUACUACUACUACUACUACUACUACUACUACUACUACUACUACUACUACUACAUGUAUAUAA